AUGAAUUCCAUAGAAGCUGAGAAAACAGUUCUUCAAAAAAAGAAUUACAUGGAAUUAAAGAAUAUAUGGGAAGAUAUUAAGAAAUAUGCAGAUGGAGAAGAGUACUCUAAAAUUCUUCUUUGUGGAAAGAUCGUACAAAAUAUUGGGAGAAUGGCAAUUUUACUGUUUUCCGUUGAAAUAACGCUUCUCAUCAUGGUAUCUGCUGUACUAAAUCCAGGCCCCAUGUAUAAAGUACUUGCCCAGAAGGUUAUCCGCUUGAUUACAUCAAUACUUGGGCUGGGCCUACUUUUAGACGCAGAGAAGUACUUCUACUCACUGGCUACCCAGGGAAAUUCACAAGAAACGGAUUCUUUAUUCAAAAAAGCCAUGGCCUUUUUGCUGGGCAGUUCUUUUGUGGUAACUAAUCUAGUGAAAACACUUAUUGUGUAUCCAAUUGGGCUGUACAUCCUGAAGAACCAAACAAGCGCACCAAUCCUGUAUACUCUAACAGGGAACAUAACCCUUUUUUUCAUAUUCACUGAACUAAUUAGGCUUCCUAGUGCGCGCGCAUACUUUACAGUUGGGAAUACAUUCUGGGAUAAAAUCACAUUUUUUGUUAAGUGCGUAUAUAUCUUUACUAUUCUGGUAAUACUUUGCAGUAUACUUGGUCUAGCUGGAAUAUACACAUUCAAAUACAUAGCCCAGUCUUUUUCAUUGUUUACCACAUCUCCAUACUUAUCACUGUGA
Nematocida ausubeli is the source of this 726-nucleotide messenger RNA. RefSeq lists its product as uncharacterized. The coding region runs from base 1 to 726 and encodes 241 amino acids. The transcript has a single exon. The record is from RefSeq and is a predicted model, not a curated record. Lineage: Eukaryota; Fungi; Microsporidia.